Messenger RNA from Neltuma alba, 672 nucleotides. Its product is annotated as ethylene-responsive transcription factor ERF003-like. NCBI's taxonomy places the organism in Eukaryota, Viridiplantae, Streptophyta, Magnoliopsida, Fabales, Fabaceae. Bases 42 to 566 code for a protein of 174 amino acids. The transcript is spliced from 2 exons. Gene Ontology annotation, biological process: regulation of DNA-templated transcription. The record is from RefSeq and is a predicted model, not a curated record. Gene Ontology annotation, molecular function: DNA binding; DNA-binding transcription factor activity.
CUUUCUUCAGAGUUCCGAAACGUUUCGCCGGAAGUAAGGAUAUGGGGAGGCCGCAACAACGGUAUCGCGGAGUGCGGCAGAGGCAUUGGGGCUCCUGGGUCUCUGAGAUUCGUCACCCCAUCUUGAAGAGGAGAAUAUGGCUGGGAACAUUCGAAACGGCAGAAGAUGCAGCCAGAGCUUAUGAUGAAGCUGCCAGGCUCAUGUGUGGGCCUCAGGCCAUAACCAAUCUCUCUCCUCCUCCUCCUUCUUCCUCCUCUAGCUUUCUCUCUCCAUCUCUCACAGCCAAGCUUCUGCAAAUGUGCCAGAUGGCCUCUCUUUCCCUUCAAAUCAACAAGCAGCAACGGCAUACACAGACCUCUCUCACUCAAUAUCCUUCCUCCGCCACCAAUGCCGUGUCGUCGCCGGAGAAUUUUAAACGGGAGGAUGAAGAGGAGGAGGAGGAUGAGGAACGGCAGUUUCAUCAGCUGCAAGUUCUCGAAGAUGAUCACAUUGAGCAGAUGAUUGAAGAGCUACUUCAUUGUGGCUCAUUUGAGCUUUGUGAUACUAAUACUAAUCCUACCAUGUAAUAAUAUUUACAAAAAUAAUUAACUCCUCUGUGUUUCUUAUCAAUAUUAAAACCUGCAUUAUGGCCCAACAAACAUCCUCACAAAAUGCUGAACUCCAUAUACACAG